UAUUUCCGCUUGAGUCUUCUUAAAAAUAAAAUUUAUAAAUAAAAUAAUUACGCUUAUUGUGCCUUCUAUUAAUUAAUUAAUUAAUUAAUUUGGUAAUUAAUUUUUAAAAUAAAUAAUUAUAAUUAAUAUUAAAAUUUAUAUAUAUACAUAUAUAUAAAUAUAAAUAAAAUAUAUGUAAUAUAAUAAAGUUGAUCAACUCGAUGGAUACAAAAAGAACAAUUGAAGCAAAUAAACAAUUAGAUGGUAAUUGUUUAAUUAAUUAUGAAUUAACAACAAAAAAACCAACAAAAGAACAAGAGGAAGAAGAAGAGGAUAAAAAUAAAAAAUUAAUUAAUGAUGCUAAUGAUAAUGAUGGAAAAAAAUCCAUUGACAAAAUAAUUAAAAAAAAAAUAGAUUAUGAGGGGAGUGUAAUUAUUUGGCGUGGAAUUUUGGACUGGACAGAACCGAUUAGAAAAAAUUUUGAUGUCAAAAAUGUCGAGAAAAAACAAGAGGCUGGAAAUGAAGUUGGAGGUAGCGGAGGAGGCGACGAUAAAAUUAAUGAUAAUAAAUCAAAUGAAAUAAUUUGUAAAUUACUGGUAUGGAAUAUCGAUGAUAAAAUAAUCGAUGUGAAAAAAAAUUUGCCGGAUAAAUUGACAAUGACUUUGAUGCGCAAACAAUUUAUUAGAAAUACUGAUAAGAGUUUUUUUAAUAAUGCUACCAGAACGCUUUUUGAUAUGGAGGCUUGUGAUAAAUUGAAUUCUUUGACUAAAUUUAUGAAUAGUGGUUAUUUUGGAUGUAUAUUUUUUUCAUCAAAACCUAACAGUCAAUCAUCAUUACAAUCGCAAUUAACGACUAAAAUUAAUAAAGUAUGUACACUUCAUUAUGCAGCAGAGCGUCAAAUGUACAUCGGAUUUUUUUUAAAUGAUACAACAAAUUUUUUAAACCGUAUGCAUGAAAUAAUUCAGUACCAGAUCGGAAUUGAGACAUUUUUUAGACCUGGUAAAAUGACAGUACCCAAUCCUGUAGUGUCAUCAUUUUAUAAAGAUUUUAUCGUUGAAGAAUAUAAAGGUGAGUUGAUACAACAAUUAAAAAGUAUACCGAGAAUAAAAGAAGAGCGUAAAGAAAGAGCUAAAAUGUCACAUGAAAAUAGUCAAUCAAAAAAAGUUAGAGAACGUAAAAAAUAUUUGGAGAAACAAAAAAUAAGACAGCAGCAGCAGCAAAAAAUCGACCAGGAGCAAGCAGAUAAAAAAUUAGAGGAAACGAUUAAAUUUCAAAAUGAAAUGCUGGAUCGAUUACCGGUUGUCAAAUCGAAUGGCAAAAAUGAUAAACAGAAGAUAGUUAAAGCUCGUGUUAAAAUCGAGGGACAGAAUAUUGAUGAGAUAAACAAAAUUUUUGAAAAUCGAGGAGUCAAAAUGGAGGAACGGAUGAGAGAAAAUGACGACAGGGAUGAGAGUAAAUUAAGUGAGUUUAUGGAAUUGCAAAAUAAAAUGUUUGACCAGUUGCCGAUUUUGGUUAAACAGGAACAGGAAAUAGAUGGUCAUAAAAUAGAUAUUGAAAAAAAAAUAUUUGUUCAAAAAAAAAAAGGAUCGGAGGAAAAUAAGUUUGAAAAAAUUCAAAUAAAAAUACAACGAAAAAUUUUUAUUGAACCUAAAAUUGAUGAAAAAUUGAAACAUAUUAAUGAAAAAAAAAAUUUUUUACAACAACAAGUUUCUAUUAAACAACAACAACAACAACAACAAUGUUCCGCUAAACAAGAACAACAAAGUUCUGCUAAACAACAACAAAGUACUGCUGAACAACAACAACAAGAUUUUGUUGAGCAACAAAAACAACAACAAGAUUUUGUUGAACAACAAAAACAACAACAAUGUUCUGUUGAACAACAACAAAAACAAACUUUUGUUGAACAACAACAAGAACUAAUUUCUGUUGAACAACCACAACAACAGAAUGAAGUUGAACAACAAAAACAACAACAAAGUUCUGUUGAACUACAGCAACAACCACAAGAAAAUUCUUUUGAACAAAAACAAGAUUCUAUUGAACAACAAAACAAUUCUACUGAACAACAACAACAACAAAAAAUUGAUGAAACUCAAAGAAAUUCUAUUGAACAACAACAAAAUUUUGUUCAACAACACAAACAACAAAAUUUAGAAAAAACUCAACACAAUAUUGCUGAAAGUCAACAACAACAAAAAAUUGUCGAACAACAACAACAACAACAACAACAAAACAAUGAAAUUGAGAAAAAUUCAGACAGUCAAAAUUUAAGUGAAAGUGAUUCAAAGUCCAACCAACAACAACAACAACAACAACAACAAAAUAAAACAAAACAAAAUGACAAAGUAGUAAUACUUCAAGAACACAAAAAGCAGCAACAAAAAGAAACAGAACGUAAAAAAGAUGAAAAAAAAUUGAAAAAACAGCAGCAACAACAACAGCAACAAAAAUUAAAGGAACAAAAAAAUUUACUGAAGACAAUAAACCAUCAGCACAAUCACCAUCACCACCAUCACUCGUCAUCGUCAUCUAGCUCAAGUAUCGUGACUAAAAAAAUAGAAAAAACAAUUCCGUUGCUUGUAACACAGAAACAUUCGAUUUUGUGGCAGGGGUUACUUGAGUGGCAUGAAAAAAUUAAGUGUCCUGGUGAAAAUAAUAAACAAAUUCGGUUCAAUGUCCUCUGCCAAAUGCUGUCACACACAAGCGCAACGAACGCCGAAUUAAAAAUGAAUUUAUGGCCGCCAAAAUUGAUAAUGCAGCUGAUACCCAUGCAGCUGAUUAAUAGUAUUGACAGAAACUACUUUUUAAAAACUAAACAUAUUUUUUGUAAUCUCAUUUCCUGCACCACUUUGGACUCUCUGAUAAAUUCUAUGAAGACUGGCAAAAUUGGUUUGAUUUUAUUUAAAUCAGAUCAACAAUCGACAUCAAAAUGUGACAUUAGAGUUUUUAUUCUACUAUACAUUGAAGAGAAACGCGCGUUCUUUGGGUCAUUUCCGGAAGAUCAAAUAACUUUUGCUAAUCAUUUGAGAAAAUUAAUUGAGUAUGAAAAAGGAAUUGAAGCCAUUAUCAAACUGAGACAUCAACGUGUUGAUAAUUCUAAUAAACAGGUUACGAAUUUAGCUGACGCAUUAUUACCACAACAAUCAAAUAAUAAUAAUAAUAAUAAUAAUAUUAAUAAUAAUAAUAAUAAUAAUAAUAAUAAUAAUAAUAAUAAUAAUAAUAAUAAUAGUAAUAAUAAAAAUAAUAAUAAUAACAAUGGUGCCAAUGGAAUAAUAAAUCUUGAAAAAAUAGAUUUUGAUACUUUAAAAAAUGCACGUCAGCAAAAUUUAAUAAGAAUUCAAUUAUUAAAAGAAUUAUUAUCAGAAGCUGAACAACAGGAAGUUCUUUUUAAAUCACAAAUUGAAAUAAAUAUAAGGAAAAACAUUGAAAUUGCUAGACAAGAAAUGAAAAAUAAGGAAGAGGCUCAAAAAGGAAACAAAAGUAGCAAUAGUUGAUUCGAGAGGCAAAAAUUUAAAUGGCUAAAAUAAUAAAUGGUUUUAUAAAUUUAUAUAAUUGUAAUUAGAGAAGAAAUGUCGAUUAAAUUGCAGAAGAAAUUUAAAUUGUGAAUUAAAUAAAGGAAGUCAAUGAAUUUAUACGAAAUUAAUACGUGUUACAUUAAUAUUUUUAAAUUUAAUGUAAUAAUUAUUAUUUUAUAAUCUUUUUAAAUAUAAAAAUAUAUUUUAUGUAUAUAUA
Messenger RNA from Microplitis demolitor, 3714 nucleotides. RefSeq lists its product as uncharacterized. The record is from RefSeq and is a predicted model, not a curated record. Bases 201 to 3476 code for a protein of 1091 amino acids. The transcript is spliced from 6 exons. Lineage: Eukaryota; Metazoa; Arthropoda; Insecta; Hymenoptera; Braconidae.